CUGCCAUUUACCGUUUUAACUUUGGACGCGGCGACAGAACUUUUUCAUAGAAUAUUGCAUUGAAUAAGAAAAACAUAAUGGAUCAGGAUAUAAUGGAUUUCUUCGAUUUUUCGAAGGAGUGCAAGCGAGAACUGACUCCCUACAAUGGGGUUAUAAGUUCUGACGUGCACAGUAUGACCACGGAAACCAAUGAAUCCAAGGUCCCGAAACGCGAGAUAGUGGGCGUCGAAUACGCUGAAGAAAUCGUGGCCAAGGAGAAGCAGCGCUUGGACGGGCUGCUGCGCCAUGAACGCUCUCGCCGUCGCACCCUGGAAGACAUAGACACCGAUGAUGAGUGUGACGUCGACGAGGAUAUUAAGAUCCGCACGGAUGAGGAGUAUUACAAGAAGUACAGGUUCAAUCUCAACCGUGACAAAAACUUGCCGAUCUACGCCAAGCGCGAGGAGAUCAUAACGGCCAUCAAUGCUAAUCCCGUCGUCAUUCUGAAGGGCGAAACAGGUUGCGGCAAGACCACACAGGUCCCUCAAUACAUUCUUGAUGAGGGCUUCAAGACCGGUCAGUACUGCAACAUUGUGGUGACGCAGCCGCGUCGGAUUGCUGCCAUAUCUAUUGCGAACAGGGUUUGCGAGGAACGCCAAUGGGAACCGAGCACCGUGUGCAGCUACCAGGUCGGCCUGCACCGUGAGGUAGGAGAGGACACUCGGCUGCUCUACUGCACCACCGGAAUCCUGCUGAACAUAUUGAUAAACAAUAAGACAUUGACCCACUAUACCCAUAUCGUGCUCGAUGAGGUGCACGAACGUGAUCAGGAUAUGGAUUUCCUGCUCAUUGUGGUGCGCCGCCUUCUGGCAACCAACUCGCGCCAUGUAAAGGUCAUCCUGAUGUCGGCUACGAUCGAUCCUAGCGGCUUUGCCGAGUACUUUGCCACUAAGAACUCAAUUCCACCAGUGAUCAGCACCAGUCAUGGUCGUAAAUACUCGAUCGAGAAGUUCUACCGCGAUCAGCUGCGCGGUAUCAGGUGGAAAGACGAUAGGGAAGGAGAGUUCGAACCGCGAAUCCAUGAAGACGGCUACAAGGCGGCGGUGAAGAUUAUUCUGGUUAUUGACAAUAUGGAACGGCAAGCGGAAAAGCAUUCAGGCAUAAGCUACACCGAAGCCAUGCGUAAUGGAGCCGUGCUCAUUUUUUUGCCCGGUAUCCAUGAGAUCGAUUGCAUGGCGGACUGUAUUUCCAAUAUGCUCAAGGAAGAUGACUCCAUGAUGAUUAGUGUUGUACGCUGCUAUUCCCUGAUGACCGCAGACGCUCAGCGGUAUGUGUUUGAGCCACCGCCGUCCGGCUACCGUAAGGUCAUUCUCGCCACCAACAUUGCUGAGAGCUCCAUAACGGUCCCGGAUGUGUCGUACGUCAUCGAUUUUUGUCUUACCAAGGUGCUGGUCACCGAUACGGCCACCAACUUCAGCUGUCUCCGUCUAACCUGGGCCUCCAGGGCCAAUUGUCGCCAGCGCGCCGGUCGCGUGGGUCGUCUUCGAAGUGGUCGAGUCUACCGCAUGGUUACCAAGGCAUUUUACCAGCAUGAAAUGCUGGAGUUUGGUAUCCCGGAGAUGCUGCGCCAACCCCUUCAGAACUCUGUGCUGAAGGCCAAGCAGCUGGAAAUGGGUUCCCCUGUUGAGAUGUUGGCUCUGGCUUUGUCUCCACCAAAUCUCUCCGACAUACAAAACACAAUACUGCUGCUCAAGGAAGUGGGCGCUUUGUUUCCCACCGUCGAUGGUGUUUAUAACGAGAUGGACGGCGACAUCACCUUCUGGGGCACUAUCAUGUCGCGUCUACCAGUGGACACUCGUCUGAGCCGGCUUAUCAUGUUGGGUUUUGUGUUUAAUUUAUUCGACGAAGCGAUUAUCAUAGCUGCUGGCCUCUCGGUGCGAGGCUUGUAUAUUGACCCAGGACGUAAUCGUCAGCUCGAGUCUUUUUGGAUGCAUUACAUAUUCGCCGAUGAUUCUGGCUCGGACUUGAUAGCUAUCUGGCGCAUCUAUAUGACAUAUUUAAAUAUGUGCGAAAAUAGCCUCCAGCAGGAUUCUGCCGAUCAGUGGGCGAAGCGAUUUCAUGUCUCCUUGCGAUCUUUAAAGGAGAUGCACCUUCUGGUCCAGGAACUGCGACACCGGUGUAAUAAAUUUGGUCUUCGACCAAUUCCAACUGACGCCAGCCAUAAUAUGAACGAUAUGGAAAAGAAGAUCAUUUUCCAAAUUAUCAUUGCCGGCGCCUUCUAUCCGAACUAUUUUAUGCGCUCCAAAAAUGGAAAUCCAGAACUGGGUCGUGAAAUUUAUCAAGUUAUUUCAGGCCUCGAUCCGUGCCGUACUGUUUAUUUCACCAACUUUAAGCCCGGCUACAUGGGCGAGCUGUAUACUAGGCGAAUUAAGGAACUCUUUCAAGAGGCAAACAUUCCGCCCGAGAAUAUGGAUGUGACCUUCCAGCCCGGCUCUCAGAAGGUGUUCGUCACGUUCAAGCACGACGACUGCUGUGAUAAUAGUUCCAAGCUGGUUCGUGUGCCUGGCCGUGUCAAAACCGAAGUCUACAAAGCGCUUAGGAUGAGGCUUAACCAGCUAAACCGACCGUUGCGCAUAAUGGAACAAACUAUUGCCAUGAACUAUGUUCAGCAGCGCCAGAUUGGACAGGUGAUCGAGGGUCGUUGGGUUCCGCCUUCAAAGGCUGUGAACGUGGAGCUUCUUGCCCUUCCUUCCGUGUACGACAAGAAAAUUACUGGUCAGAUUACCCACAUUUACAGCUGCGGCAAGUUCUACUUCCAACCGCUGACCUUCGGUGAGUGCAUUCGCAACAUGACCGAGGUUUUUAACAACCCGCAACAGCUGCGUCUAAAGGUGACCAAUGCGGGUGCCAUCACCAAGGGCCUAAUAGUACUAGCAAAACGCUGUUCCAACUUCCAACGUGCCAUGGUGAUCCGACCAGAGAACCAAACAAAUCGCCAGCCAAAGUUUUAUGUUCGCUUCAUCGACUAUGGCGACAUUGCGUUGCUUCCCAUGGAGAAGCUUCGACUGAUGCCGGAUGAGCUGCUGCGUCAGUAUGGGGACCUGCCACCCCGCAUGUUUGAGUGCCGACUGGCGCUGGUGCAGCCAUCAUCGGUGAUCAGCAGCAGCAAUCAGUGGUCCCAAAAAGCCAACGAAAUGCUCGGGUCGCUCGGCAGAUGCGGACGGGUCGAGGUGGAGGUAUACUCCCUGCUUGAUGAUGUGGCCGCCGUUCUUAUUCACAUGCGUGACGGUAUUCUCAAUGAGAAGAUGGUUGAGCUGAAGCUGGCUCGUCGCGCUGACGAAGAUUACAUGUCCCGAAUGGAUCAUGACUUCCGAUCACGCAAACAGCAUACCUCCAAGCAUUUGUCUUCGGCGGAGCGUCAGCAGAUAAAUGAAGAGUACUUGCGCUCCUGUCAGUUGCCAAAAGAUCUUGAUCUGCCACCGCCACCGCUGGACAGAUGCCACUCGGUGGUUCUGCUAAAGGGACCCUUUAGCCCCCUGGAGACCACAAUGCAAUCUACCAUUCGUGUGGGCGUGUGGAAAACCGUGAAAAUCGAUUAUAGUUCGGUUAACGCCGUGCUUCUAGAUGCCAAUCCCCAGGAUCAGCACGAUCAGAUGAUAGUUUCCCACGCCACGGUGGAGAGUAACGAUGGGCAAACUCUGACUGCCCGUGGCACCACCUUGAUGCCGAAUGUGCACGGAUUUGGAGCACUGAUGGCCAUGCUCUUCUGUCCAACUAUGCAGAUCAAGUGUAAUCGCUAUGGUACCAAAUAUGUGUCCAUAUUGGCCGGGCUGGGCUACAAUCCGGAGACCUUGAAACCGUACUUUGAGGAGCACGACAUGGUGAUCAAUUUGGAUGUGAAAAUACUCGAGGACGAUGUGCGACUGAUAAACCAAAUUCGCUACAAUAUUGAUAGCGUCUUCUUUAACUUUGAGGGCGAAGAAUUUCCCACUAUGGGCGUACACGAACGCAUCAAUAUAUGCAACCAGCUGCGCAAGCUAGUCUUCCGUCUCAUCAACAAAGAUCGCAGCUACAUUGAGGUUCACUCGAGCAACGCUGACUACUUAUGGGAGAAGUUGGAGGACGUGGAGCCACAGGCGGAGCCGUUUGGCAAACGUUCCAUAUUCCCCAUGCACGCCAUUCCGGAGUUGCAGGAGGAGCGCACAGACAGUGUGAUGAUGCUGCUGUCAAACUGCGAAGAGUUGCACAGCUGGCGCACCUUCGAUGGCGUCUUGAAUUCGAUGACCUGCAAGCUGUGCAAUCAGCUAUUAGAAUCAGUUCCGCAGCUGCGGAUGCACUUGCUCACCCAGCUACAUCGCGACCGUGAGAAACAAAUUGGUUAUCGUGACGAGGACCGUUAACUGCACAGAAAUCUACCAAUCUAUGGAUGAAGCUAGUUUUUAUUUAUUUGAACUUUACUACUGACUAUAUCCUUACUUUUUCCCUAGUAUCUCUUCUAACAAUAACUACGAAAGUUAAAUUGAUAUUUAAGUUAAAAGAAACACUUAAAGACUUUA
Molecule: messenger RNA, 4535 nt
Organism: Drosophila serrata
Lineage: Eukaryota; Metazoa; Arthropoda; Insecta; Diptera; Drosophilidae
Gene: spn-E
Product: tudor domain containing 9 protein spindle E
Cellular component (GO): intracellular anatomical structure
Molecular function (GO): RNA binding; helicase activity; ATP binding
Source: RefSeq, a predicted model, not a curated record